Molecule: messenger RNA, 1031 nt
Organism: Carlito syrichta (Philippine tarsier)
Lineage: Eukaryota; Metazoa; Chordata; Mammalia; Primates; Tarsiidae
Product: adenylate kinase 8-like
Exons: 10
Biological process (GO): nucleoside triphosphate biosynthetic process
Cellular component (GO): cytoplasm
Molecular function (GO): AMP kinase activity; nucleoside diphosphate kinase activity; ATP binding
Source: RefSeq, a predicted model, not a curated record
CUGGAGCAGCUCCUGAUUCACCAGCCGGAGGACCCCAUCCCUUUCAUGAUCCGGCACUUGCAUCUAGACAAUGACAAUGUGCCGAAGAUUGUAAUAUUAGGUCCACCCGCCUCGGGGAAAACAACUAUAGCAAUGUGGCUUUGCAAACAUCUGAAUAGCAAUCUCCUCAGCAUGGAAAAUUUGGUAUUAAGACAAUUUUCCUCUAUGGCUGCUGAAACCAGGAAGCAUUAUCAGAAAACCAAGACACUUCCCAGUAGGCUGCUUAUCCAGUUGAUUCAGGAACGCCUGGCUGAAGAAGAAUGUGUCAAGCGGGGCUGGAUCCUGGACGGCAUCCCUGAGACACGGGAGCAGGCUCUAAUGAUCCAGACCCUGGGGAUCACCCCCAGACACGUGGUCGUGCUGAGUGCGUCAGACACCGUCCUGAUCGAGAGAAACCUGGGGAAGAGAAUCGACCCUCAGACCGGAGAGAUUUAUCAUACCACCUUUGACUGGCCCCCCGAAACUGAAGUCCAGAACCGUCUGAUGGUGCCAGAGGGUAUCUCGGAGCUGGAGACAGCUCAGAAACUGUUGGAGUAUCAUAGGAACAUCGUCAGGAUUCUCCCCUCUUACCCCAAAAUCCUGAAAGUCAUCAGUGCAGACCAGCCGUGUAUGGACGUCUUCUACCAGGCUCUGACCUACGUCCAAACCAACCAUCGAUCAAAUGCCCCAUUCACCCCAAGGGUGCUGCUAUGUGGGCCUGUGGGCAGCGGGAAAAGUCUGCAGGCCGCCCUCCUGGCCCAGAAAUACGGCCUUGUCAAUGUCUGCUGUGGGCAACUGCUGAAAGGGGCUGUGGCAGACAAGACAAAACUUGGCGAGAUCGUCCAGCCCUUUUUUGAAAAGAAGAUGGCAGUCCCUGACAGUAUCAUCAUGAAGGUGCUGGGCCAGCGCCUGGAACAGCAGGACUGCGUCCAGAAAGGCUGGGUGCUGCAUGGCUUCCCACGGGAUCUGGACCAGGCGCACAUUCUGGACACCCUGGGCUACAAUCCCAACAG